Drosophila subobscura is the source of this 1111-nucleotide messenger RNA. RefSeq names its product lactosylceramide 4-alpha-galactosyltransferase-like. Gene Ontology annotation, molecular function: alpha-1,4-N-acetylgalactosaminyltransferase activity. The record is from RefSeq and is a predicted model, not a curated record. Gene Ontology annotation, biological process: glycosphingolipid biosynthetic process. Bases 16 to 1092 code for a protein of 358 amino acids. NCBI's taxonomy places the organism in Eukaryota, Metazoa, Arthropoda, Insecta, Diptera, Drosophilidae. The transcript has 2 exons.
CCUGAAGUCCACUCCAUGCUGCUGCGACGGUUUCUUUUGCUGUUUGUGACACUGAUUAUGAUUGGGUUACUUAUUGGAAGCUUAGCCCUUGCCUACUCGUACCUUUGGAAAAAUUCAUACCAGGAGGAGGAGAGCAUCCGUAUAGACGAUGUGCUACUGGCGGAGCCCAGGCCCACACCCGGACGGAGCAUUUUCUUUCACGAGACCAGCAGCUUUGAUGACGAAAAUAAAGAGGAUAAUGUCCUGAAGCUAAACGCCCGUCAGGCAUGCGCAGUCGAAUCUGCAGCACUCCACAAUCCCAAUUUUCAAGUGUUUCUUUUGUUUGCCGUCCGUAAAGACGUCGGCCUUGAUGAUGACAACAACGGACGGAGAACUGGCAUCAAGCAGACGCUAGUCGAUGCCCUUUUAAACUAUAACAAUGUCCAUUUGAGGCGUCUGCAUGUCUGGAGAUACGCAGCCGGCACACCCGUCGAAGAGUGGUUCAACACCGGGUACUUAUUCUGCUCGCGAUAUUUAGUCGUUCAGAUGUCGGAUUUCCUGCGUUUUUUAACCCUGUUUCGGUAUGGCGGCCUGUAUCUGGACUUGGAUGUGGUUGUGCUGCAAAAUAUGGAGGAUAUGCCACCCAACUACGCAGGAGUCGAGUCCGAUUUAUUUGUGGCCAAUGGCGUCAUGAGAUUUUCACACAAUGGUACUGGUCAUGACAUUGCCCGGCGCUGUCUGCGCGACUUUCAGCUUUAUUUCAAUGGCUAUGAAUGGGGCUACAAUGGUCCAUGGGUGAUAACACGAGUGGCCAAAGAGAUUUGCGGCACUAACAAAAUUGCAAAGAUGCUAAAUAAUACCAAUCGCUGCAAAGGCUUCAAGGUGUAUGAACAAGGCGCCUUCUUCGCUGUACCCGGUGAUCAGUGGCGUGACUUCCUAGAGCCCGACAAACUGGAGCAGACCAUGGCGCUCACAAAAUCGUCGUAUCUGGUGCAUGUGUGGAACCGUAACUCAAAAAACACAACGAUCAGGGUUGCUACUCCCUGCGCUUAUCUUAAAUUGGCCGAACAAAAUUGCCCGCGUGUCUUUCAUGCGGCGGGAGAAUACUUUUAGAUAAAUAAUUCUAUUCAAA